AUGUCGGAUUUGGAAAAGGUUACUGAGCCCUUUGAUGUGGCAGAAUUGAAUGAGUCUUACAGUGAGGCUCAAGGGGAGAAGGAGAUGGAGUCGGAUCUUCCUAUAUUAAUUGAGGACUUAGAUGAGGAAGGAGAGGCUAUGGAGUUGGGAGAGGUUAAAGAUGACGUCAAACUCUAUCAAGUGGUCCCCCUGGAUCACUGUUCUCCUGGUGAUUCUUUCACGGUUACUUUGCCAAGGUCUGCUGUGGACCUGGCCAAAAAACUUUCUUCGCUUUCUGAGGCCAGUCUUCAGCGCAUUGGGGAUUUUCUUCCAUUUCUGGAAAAUGAGAAAAAUGCUCAAAUUGGGAGGGAUGGUCUUAAGGCUGAACUCGACCGUCUUCAAAAGGAGUCUCAACAGUACGCUGAGCACAUUUCUUCUCAAAAACGUAUUUUGCAGAAAUAUGUUUUAGAGGAGAAAGAGAUUUCUGAGAAGCGGGAGAAUUUAGAAGAAUGUGGGGAGGUCAUGGCAGAGUUACAUGAACGGGAGGAGAGUCAACUGCUUCAAGUAGAGGCUUCCAUGAGGCGCCAGAUGGAACGUCAUUCAGGCGUUUUUCAAAGCGCUCUUAGUGGAAUCCCCCAGGUUUAUCUGGCUGAGGGGAUAGAACUUACAACUGGGGAUCUUCAGGUGUGGACGGUUGGUGAGACUAAGGUCUUUUUGGGGAGCGUGGAGGCCAUUCAAGAGUACUGGAUGGAAGAUGCCAAGUUUGCGGCGACUCAGCGAUGUAACAAACAAUCAAUGAUUAAUUUACUAAAGCAGUUGAAGACCCCUGACAAUCUGGCCGCUGCUAAACAUCCCCGCACAAAUGAGGAGAGCUCUGUUGUUGAGGACUCUCAGGCUUUAGAUGCCUUAUCAAAAAGAGUGAAGACAAAGGGUUCUGCGCCUCUUCAAGUAACGUCAGCUUCAGUUAAAAGAGAAGUAAAACAAGGGGCUUUCGGUUUUGACAUGGAGGAGGAGCUUCUGGAUUUGCUGAAUCCUUGGCAUUGCUAUCAUCCCUUCAGAGGGAGCCUAUUCAAGCCAGAGGAUCCAAUUGGGUAUAAGCGCAACGUGUUCAAGCGCUUUGGUUUGGACAUACAGAAGUUGGACAAAGAUUCAAAGCAUUUUCUUCCGGUUCCGGGUUGCGUGCUUCAUGCUGCAGCUAUUUGCUUUGGGUUGGAGUGGACCCAGUGUCUGAACAAAACUUGGGGGGCAUUCGCUUGUGCUGGUAGCUGCCCAUAUUGGCUGGACAGUGGGAAAACUGCUCCAGGGAUUCCCCCAGGACUACCUCAUCAUCAUUCUACGGAUCAUGGUCCCAAGGAGUGUUUUGGGAAUGGACCUUUCCAUAUCAACCCGGCAGUUAUUGGAUCGGGAGGUGAUCCUUUCAGGCAGAUGGACAAGAUCUUAAGUCAGAAGAUGUUCCUGGAGGUCUUCUCUGCGGACUUCUUGUGCUCGGACCCCAAGAGAGCUGUGUCUGGACGUUUCGUCAUGGGAUCAUCAGUUCGAAUUGGAAACUCCUCUCAGAGAAAAUUCAUAAUAUCAAAAGUAGGGGACAAGGCCUGGGUUGUGGGAGAGGGAGGUAUGACAGGUAAGAUGUUAGGUCCUUGGUCAAGGAAGUCGUUAGAAGAAGUUUUACCCUUGUCGGCGGCAUUGCCUGCUAUGACAACCCUAACAGGGGUUGUUUUACUCUCUGGUCUAGCUACUCCAUGA
This is a messenger RNA of Notodromas monacha, 1722 nucleotides long. NCBI's taxonomy places the organism in Eukaryota, Metazoa, Arthropoda, Ostracoda, Podocopida, Cyprididae. The record is from the annotation of a GenBank genome assembly.